This is a messenger RNA of Nelumbo nucifera (sacred lotus), 2730 nucleotides long. RefSeq lists its product as uncharacterized. NCBI's taxonomy places the organism in Eukaryota, Viridiplantae, Streptophyta, Magnoliopsida, Proteales, Nelumbonaceae. The record is from RefSeq and is a predicted model, not a curated record. Gene Ontology annotation, molecular function: nucleic acid binding; zinc ion binding.
GAGCACAUCAAACAAUUCCGGAUGACAAAUACGGAAGGUUCAACGCUGAAAUGUCCCAAGUCUACGGUUGGUACGGUAAAGGCCAGCGAGAAUAUUGUUCAGGAGACAAUACUCACAGCUGUCUUCUCCGGUUCAUUCGGUUGAUCAGAUUUUUAUCUUCGCAUCAUAUAUUUCUUUUUUCCUGAGAUCCCUUUUGCUCUGUGUCUCUAAUUUUGGAGUCUCUUUUGCGGAGAAUUUUGGAUUCCUUUUGAUUCCACUUCUUCGAAUAUCCAGAGAGGCCGUUCUGGAUUAAAUAAAUGGCAAUUCGGACAGCCCAUAUUUCCCUUGCUGUUGCAGCAUUUGGUGCGCUGUCCUUCGUACUUGGAGUAAUUGCUGAAAAUAAGAAGUUUGAACUGCUGAAGCCAUUGAACAAACAUGGUAUCAGAGCAAGACGUUGCUCUCUAAAUCUGCUCCUCUCUGAUCGUGACUUCCUUUUUCUUCUUUCUGGACUGAAAAUGGAGAACACAGACUCGACCUAGUUUUGAGAACACUUCGGUCCUUCUUCCUCUGCUCAGAACUGUUUUUCAAGAAAAUAACUCCAAAAGUAAGUGGAUGGUCGACUGAAGCUCUCCAUCGAGGUUGGUUACCUUUUUUUUCUUCUGUUGGUAUUUCUACGUUGAAAGCCUUCAAAAAAAUCUGCUUGGACUGAUUAGAACCUAAAGAACUAGGUUGUUUGUAGCCUUGGUUCUUGGAAAAAAGUCCAAGAACAGGUUGUGUUUACAGUGACCGAAUGGUGUAAGGAUAUGUUUGACCCUUUUGUGUGGGUCUGUAGAUUGUUUUGAAACCUUUGUUGGUCACAAGUGACCUGAAUCGACUGACAGGUUACUGCAGUGGGAGUAGUUGAUGUUUUUUUUUGGACUUGUAGUGCCCUCUGAAAAGGUCAGAUAGACCUGUACCAUGUGUGACAGUUAUGGUCGUGUGGUGGUGUUUGUGAUGCUCAUCCUCUAUUGAGCAACUUCAAGAGUGCUUGUAUGUGGUUAGUGAGCUGCUGAAUUAAUGUCAUUGUGAUUUAUGGUUCUGUGAAAUCAAUAGUGGUGUGAACAAGAACAGAAGUUUGUGUUUUUUUUUGGCUAGAAGGAAUGAGUGAAUUGCCUACAUCAAUUUUCUUCCUUGUUGGUGCUGUCUGAAUGCUGGUUUACCUUUUGUUCAUAAUCUAAAUGGUAGUUUACACAGUGGUGAUUGAUUGUGACUGGUUGUGAACUUAUCAUCUGUGUUUGGAGAUUGCUGUAGUGUCUGGAACAUCAAACUCCUGACAGCAAUACUCGGUUGGUGACUGGGGAUUCAGCAUUAGAAGUAGCAUUGGGAGGGCAUCUUGGCAGCAACUGGAGAUGGUUGUAGUGAUCAGAAACCUAGUGUGGUGAUUCCCUCUGACUAUUUGGGUGUGCAUAUGACUUCAAUUAAACUUAAUGGUGAGAAUUAUGUGCCAUGGGCCAAGUCAGUAGAAGUUUUUCUCAAGGCAAAGAGAAAAGUGAAGCAUGUGAAGGAAGAUAAAACCAUCAACUGACUCUUCAGGGUUUGAUGACUGGGAAUAGGAAGAUGCCCAACCAUGACAUGGUUAUGGAAUAGUAUGGAACCCAAAAUAAGUGCCAACUUUAUGUUCUUAGAUACAGCUAAGGACAUAUGGGAACAUGCCAAGAAGCUUUAUUCUAGGCAGGAUAAUACUACAAGGGUAUAUCAACUCUAUCAGGAGUAUUUUGAUCUGCAACAAGGGAAUAAAACCCUAGAAGAGUACUAUGCCAAUAUGAAAAACCUCAUAAAUGAACUAAAUGUCUAUCAUCCCCUAACUCUAGAUGUUAAGGUUCAACAACAACAGAGGGAGCAACUGGAUGUCACUAGGUUCUUAGUGGGGCUGAAAUCAGAGUAUGAACCAGUUAGGCCCAAAUUUUGGGAGGUUCUACUCUUCCUACACUUGAGGAAGUAUUUGCAAAGGCUUCGCAGGAUCUCCUUGGGUUCUAUAGAGAGUACCACACUGUCUGAUAGAUCAGGAUUUGUGGUAGCCAGAGGAGGUGGACGUGGUAAUAGAGGGGGAGGACAUGGAUCUCGAGGAGGUUGUGGUGGUUCUAUAUUUGGCCGUGGUGGUGGUUGUGACUCAAGGGGAGACCGUGGUAAAGGAAAAGGUAACUCUACUAGGAAGUGUACCCAUUGUGGCAAGGAAGGACAUUCGGCGAAUUUUUGUUAUAAUCUCCAUGGCCCACCUUCUACAUGGGAAAAUCAUGCGGCAGCUGGUGGGGUUGAUGUCAGUGAUAACCAACAGCCAUAUCUCACACCUUCCACAUCUACAUUUAUUUCUAAGAAGGAGAUGAUGAGUGUACCGCGCGAUGAGUAUGAGAGGUUCCUUCAAACUACUUCACAACAUACUACUGCCACCAUUGCUCACUCAGAUAUUGCUUGUCUGGCAUCCAAACCCUCUCCCUGGAUUAUUUACUCUAGAGCCUCUGAUCACAUGACCGGGACUCCAGGAUCUCAAGACUGAGAAGAAGAUUGGUGGAGGGCAUGAAGCUGGCGGAUUGUAUUAUCUUAAUGAUGGUGGAUCAUUAAUUGCACUUCAAACUUCCCUCACUCCUCUAUAAUGGCAUUGUCGGCUGGGACAUCCAUCCCUUUAGGCACUCAAGAUACCGGUUCCGUCUUUGAGUCAUUUGUCGUCUUUACAGUGUGAGUCGUGUCAAUAUGGGAAACACCAUCGUGUUUCCU